AUGUCACAAGCAGGACCAAGCAAAGCAAGUCAUCAUCUCUCUUCCGGAGCUUUAUCAGGUUUCACAUCGGCUGUAUGUCUCCAACCUCUCGAUUUACUAAAGACGAGGUUACAACAGAAUUACGAAGAUGGAAGAAGACGUAAGAUUGUCGAUACUGUGAAAGUGGUCUUGAAAGACGAUGGAAUCUUUGGUUUGUGGAGAGGUACAACACCGACUUUGAUACGAAACGUCCCAGGCGUCGCGAUAUACUUCUACACUUUAUCUUCCAUCCGAACACAUCUCUCUUCCCUUCCUUAUUUCUCCAUCACCAACUCAGAUCGUUCCGGAUUUAACCCUUCCCCAACCAAUUCUGCUAGAUCAGCUUUGGUAAGAUUAUCGAGUCAGGGGAACUUGAUAGCGGGGGCUAUAGCCAGGACGGGGGUGGGGUUCGUUCUGAAUCCUGUCACGAUUAUCAAGGCACGGUAUGAGUCUACCAAAUAUGGGGAAUACAAUUCCGUACUGGGAGCCGCUAGAUCUCUCUGGGGGACAAGCGGAGUGAGGGGGUUGUUCCAAGGUGUCACGGCUACCGCAGCUAGGGAUGCUCCUUAUGCUGGACUUUACCUUGUGUUUUAUGAGAAAGGAAAAGACAUCACAGGCCGACUUAUCAGGCCAGAAUGGAACGUCCCCAACGCUGCUCUUCAUUCUGCGUCUGGGGCUUUGGCUGCGGUAGCCGCAACGGUGAUGACUUCCCCUGCUGAUUGUGUGAAGACAAGGAUGCAAGUUGAUCCUGUGGGUCAUGGAACGUUGAGAGGAGCGAUCAGGAGGAUAUACAGUGACCGCGGGCUAUUAGGUUUCUUCUCAGGAUCAUCACUCCGUAUCUCGAGAAAAGCAGCUUCGAGCGCUAUCGCAUGGACGGUCUACGAAGCUGUUUUGAUAUUCUUGAGAGAUCACCCAGCUGGUUUUACCUGA
This is a messenger RNA of Tremella mesenterica DSM 1558, 948 nucleotides long. RefSeq lists its product as uncharacterized. The transcript has 6 exons. The record is from RefSeq and is a predicted model, not a curated record. Gene Ontology annotation, cellular component: mitochondrial inner membrane; mitochondrion. Gene Ontology annotation, biological process: glycine import into mitochondrion. NCBI's taxonomy places the organism in Eukaryota, Fungi, Basidiomycota, Tremellomycetes, Tremellales, Tremellaceae. Bases 1 to 948 code for a protein of 315 amino acids. Gene Ontology annotation, molecular function: glycine transmembrane transporter activity.